UCAUAAGCAAAUUGAAGGGAAGUAAAAGAGAAUAACAAUAAUUAUCGUGUCCAUAUAUAGUUUGUGAAUUAGCUUUCACCGCCGGCGACAGGGAAACGACGACUUCCAAGGAGAUGGAACAACCAGCGCCGGAGAUCCAGCUUCAAGUUUUGGGCGAUAAAGAAGAGACGAUGAAACAAGCAUUUGGAAGCAUGAGAGUGAUGCUGAAGCAGCAGAGCAGCCGGAAAGUGAACUGGUGGUGGUGGCUCAAAAUCGCACUCUACGCUUUCAGUGUGUUGUUGGGACAAUCCGGCGCCAACUUACUGGGGAGGCUCUACUUCCUCAAAGGCGGGACCAGCAAAUGGAUAUCAUCAGUCGUCCAAGUCGUCGGCUUCCCCAUCCUCCUCCCCUUCUACCUCCUCGCUACAACCGCCAAACACGACGACGACGACGGGAAACCGCCGCCGUCACCAUACACUCUGGGCGCCAUCUACGCGUCCCUCGGCUUAAUUAUUGGGAUCAACUGCUUCUUCUACUCCGUCGGCCUCCAGUACCUCCCUGUCUCGACUUACACCUUGUUGUGUGCUUCUCAGCUAGCAUUCAACUCCUUCUUCUCCUACUUCAUCAACGGCCAGAAAUUCACCGCUUUCAUCGUCAAUUCCCUCGUCUUGCUCACGAUUUCCUCCGUCCUGCUCGUAUUUAACAACGAGGAAUCUGCUUCCUCGUCGUCGGCUCCUCCCAUCCCGAGGGCCAAGUACGUCAUCGGAUUCUUCUCCACGUUGGGAGCGUCGGCUCUGUUCGGGCUGGUGCUGUCCGCCACGCAGUUCGUGUUCGUCAAGGUCAUCAGGCGGCAGACGUUUAGGCAUGUGAUGGACAUGGUGAUCUACGAGAACUUGGUCGCCAGCGUGGUCACCGUUGUGGGACUUUUUGCCAGCGGGGAAAGGAAGGGGCUAAGCACUGAGAUGGAGGGGUAUGGACCGGGGACGGUGUCGUAUUUGAUGACUUUGAUUUGGAUUGCUGUGUUCUGGCAGAUGUAUGCUCUUGGGGCUUUGGGCUUGAUCUUCGAGGUGUCUGCGUUGUUCUGUAAUUCGAUAAGCGUCGUGGGACUGCCGAUUGUUCCGAUCGCGGCGGUCUUCUUUUUCCACGACAAGAUGAGUGGGGUCAAAGGGAUUUCCAUGGCGUUGGCGAUCUGGGGGUUCAUUUCGUAUGCGUAUCAGUACUAUGUGGAUGAUCGGAACUCCAAGGUUGUUGGGAAGUCAGUUGUCGAUGAGACUUCUGCUCCAGGUUCCGAAUGAAAACAUCUAUCAUCAACGUUACGUUGUAAUGAUCCGUUCACCUACCGUUGUAAGUCGGGCAAAAUGUUUAAAUAUAAUAUUUUACAAGUGGUACUAAUCAAGUUCACAAUGAAAGAAAAUGACGCCAACUUGGUAAUGAUAAAUAUUUGAUAUAUUUAUCCCAUUUAACUUCUCAUUUUCUUUGCUACAUUUGGCCACAAGGGUGUAAGUUCGAGGAGUGCAAAUUGAUGGGGUGUAACUUGGUGGGGGUGCAAGUGGAUGGGUAUAUUGUUGUUUGAAUGAAAAAAAGGAGGGGCAAAUAGAGUGAAAAGUAAGUAGUUAUAUUAGUAUAAAAUAUAUUUAUCAAAUCUAUAAAACAUUAUUACAAAAUAGUAUAAACAAAAAUCAAUAUAUAAUAAUAAAAAUUAUUAUUAUAUAAUAAUGCUCAAAUAAUAAUUAAUUAUAACAACACUAAUUAAUUUAUGAGAUAUAUGACUAAUUACUUAUCUGAUUGAUUUGGUUUGAUUGGUUAGCAGUGUUUGAAACCAAACCAAACCACCUAAACUAAACAAAUUAUAUUAUUCAAAUACUACUACGACAGAGUACUCGAAGUUGUCCCACUACAAGAAAUGACAAAGUCUCUACUAUGAAAGUUGUCCCAAAUUAUAAUCGAUUCAACAUCUCAAUAUAACCCAGAUUAUAUGAAUAACCUGUCAUUUCACAAUUAAUAUCAUUAUAAAUU
Messenger RNA from Linum trigynum, 1995 nucleotides. Lineage: Eukaryota; Viridiplantae; Streptophyta; Magnoliopsida; Malpighiales; Linaceae. The record is from the annotation of a GenBank genome assembly.